AUGAAAAUACUGAGAUUUAUCCAUUUACUACUUUGGUAUCUUACUUGGGACUACCUAAGUCUUGUCCCUUUGGUGUUGGGCCUUUCUGAACAAGGACACACUCACCCAGGACCUAAACUAGAGGUUCCAUUUGCAGGAGGGAAAGAGAAGACUCCUUUAUUGAAGGCCAACACAACUAGGUCAGGAAAUAUUGGCCAUGGAGUAGGUGCUGCAAAAGCUAGGAGCAAGAAUACAGUUGCCCAGACCAGAGUUCUCCUAAUUAAAAAUGAUGAGGCAAAGAAGGAAUCUCUGAAAAGACCCACUCUUGAAACAAAGAAUGGCAACACUGAGAAUAAGCAUCCUGGGGAGAAAAAUGUGAAUACAAGGCCAUUACUACUUGGUGGAAAGGCCUCUACCAAAGUUGUCAAUGUCCAUGCAGAUUCUGCUGGAUUUAAACCUAAAAAAUCUACAAACCCAAUUACAGAGAGACAACAAAAAGACACUUUUAAGCACCCCCUUAUUACUCCUCAUGAGUAUAUGUUAUCACUGUACCGAGCUCUAUCUGAUGCUGAAAGGAAAGGUGUGAAUGGAAGCCUGAAACUUGAGGCAGGCUUAGCUAACACUAUCACCAGUUUUAUAGACAAAGGUCAAGAUGAGCGACUGGCGGUAACAAGAAGACAAAAAUAUAUUUUUGACAUCAAUGCACUCGAAAAAGAUGGUUUGCUGGGGGCAGAACUGCGUAUUCUAAGAAAAAAACCCACAGAUGCCAAAUUUCAGCUUUCUGGAAAGUUUUCCCAGAUAAAGUUGUACAUUUGCCCAGCAAAUAAGAGGCCAGCUACUCUUUUGGACUCUCGGGCACUUAGUAACAGCGACACAUCAAAGUGGGAAGUUUUUGAUAUUUGGAAACUUUUCAAAAACUUCAAAAACUCUGCUCAUCUAUGUUUUGAACUAGAGGUGUUGGAAAAGGGAAAGCCUGUUGACUUAAAGACUGUGGGUUUUAACAGAACUGGUCGUCCAACUAAUGAGAAAGCAAUAUUUCUUGUCUUUGGUAGGACAAAGAAACGGGACUUGUUUUUUAAUGAAAUCAAAGCCAGGUCUGGCCAAGAUGAUAAAACUGUCUAUGAGUAUUUAUUCAACCAAAGAAGGAAAAGAAGAGCCCCUUUUUUAUCCAGAAAGAGGCCAAAUAAAAAUUCAAAAGCAAGAUGUAGCAAGAAACCCCUUCACGUCAACUUCAAGGACAUGGGGUGGGAUGACUGGAUUAUUGCACCUUUGGAGUAUGAGGCUUACCAUUGUGAAGGACUUUGUGAAUUUCCUCUUAGAUCUCAUCUAGAACCCACAAAUCAUGCAGUAAUCCAAACACUGAUGAAUUCCAUGGACCCAGAGUCUAGUCCCCCUACCUGCUGUGUUCCAACAAGGCUGAGCCCGAUCAGUAUUCUGUACAUAGACUCUGCCAAUAAUGUGGUCUACAAGCAGUAUGAAGACAUGGUUGUUGAGUCUUGUGGCUGCAGGUAG
Nanorana parkeri is the source of this 1491-nucleotide messenger RNA. RefSeq names its product growth differentiation factor 5 (gene GDF5). The transcript has 2 exons. The coding region runs from base 1 to 1491 and encodes 496 amino acids. The record is from RefSeq and is a predicted model, not a curated record. Gene Ontology annotation, cellular component: extracellular region. Gene Ontology annotation, biological process: BMP signaling pathway; SMAD protein signal transduction. Gene Ontology annotation, molecular function: cytokine activity; growth factor activity. NCBI's taxonomy places the organism in Eukaryota, Metazoa, Chordata, Amphibia, Anura, Dicroglossidae.